Messenger RNA from Phasianus colchicus (ring-necked pheasant), 2614 nucleotides. Lineage: Eukaryota; Metazoa; Chordata; Aves; Galliformes; Phasianidae. The record is from RefSeq and is a predicted model, not a curated record.
CUUUGGGCUGGAUUGGGGCUGUUUUGGGGUGGCACGUGGGGCAGGUUUUGGGGUAUUUGGGGUCAGUUUGUGCUCUCUGACCUUCUCUGUGUCCCCCCAGCUCUGCAGCUGCCCCUGGUGAGCGAUGGGGGGGGCCGGGCCGCAGCCCCCGAUGGCCCCCAGCACGCACCCCCCGCCCGGCCCCGCCACAUGCUGGGGCUGCCCCAGCCGCCCUUCCUGGUGCCCCGCAGCGUCGAGAGCAUUGAGAUCGACCAGAAGCUGCAGGAGAUCAUGAAGCAGACCGGCUACCUCACCGUGGGGGGGCAGCGUUACCAGGCUGAAAUCAACGACCUGGAGAACCUGGGUGAGAUCGGCAGCGGCACCUGCGGGCAGGUUUGGAAGAUGCGCUUCCGUAAGACAGGGCACGUCAUCGCAGUCAAGCAAAUGAGGCGCUCCGGGAACCGGGAGGAGAACAAACGCAUCCUGAUGGAUCUGGAUGUGGUGCUCAAGAGCCACGACUGCCCCUACAUCGUGCAGUGCUUCGGGACCUUCAUCACCAAUACCGACGUUUUCAUCGCCAUGGAGCUGAUGGGCACCUGUGCUGAGAAGCUCAAGAAACGCAUCCAGGGCCCCAUCCCUGAGCGCAUCCUGGGCAAGAUGACGGUGGCGAUUGUGAAGGCCCUGUUCUACCUGAAGGAGAAGCACGGGGUGAUCCACCGCGACGUCAAACCCUCCAACAUCCUGCUGGACGAGCGGGGCCAGGUGAAGCUCUGCGAUUUCGGCAUCAGCGGGCGCCUCGUCGACUCCAAAGCCAAGACCCGCAGUGCUGGCUGUGCUGCCUACAUGGCUCCGGAGCGCAUCGACCCCCCCGACCCCACCAAACCCGACUACGACAUCCGCGCCGACGUCUGGAGCCUCGGCAUCUCCCUGGUGGAGUUGGCCACGGGGCAGUUCCCAUACCAGAACUGCAAGACGGACUUCGAGGUGCUGACAAAAGUGCUGCAGGAAGACCCCCCCCUCCUGCCCCCCGCCAUGGGCUUCUCUGGGGACUUCCAGGCCUUCGUCAGGGACUGCCUCACCAAGGACCACAGGAAGAGACCAAAGUACAACAAGUUACUGGAGCACAACUUCAUCAAACGCUACGAGACGCUGGAGGUGGACGUGGCCUCGUGGUUCAAGGACGUCAUGGCCCGCACAGAAUCCCCACGCAGCGCCGGCGGCCUCAGCCAGCACCACCUGCCCUUCUUCACCAGGUAGCACCCGUGCCACCCCCCCGUGCCACCCCCCACCUCCGUGAUGGCAGCCCCGUGUCACCCCACACGGCCACGGCGCAGCCCGGCGCGUCCUGCCGUGUCCCCAGCACGUCCCAGUAGCUCCCAGUUCCUCUGGUGUGGGCUGGAGCGUUGUGGUGCAUCCCCAGUAUAUCCCAGUAUGUCCCAGUACGUCCUGGUGUUUCUCAGUGCAACCUGGCACAUCACGUCCUCGUGUGUCCCAGUGUGUCCCGUCCCAGUAUGACCCAGUACAUCCCAGUGUGUCCUGAUGCCACCUGGCACAUCACAUCCUCCUGUGUCCCAGUGUGUCCCAUCCCAGUACCUCCCAGUACCUCCCAGUACCUCCCAGUGUGUCCUGAUGCCACCUGGCACAUCACAUCCUCCUCUGUCCCAGUGUGUCCCAUCCCAGUAUGUCCCAGUACAUCCCAGUGUGUCCUGAUGCAGCCUGGCACAUCAUGUCCUUGUGUAUGUCCCAUCCUAUCCCAGUAUGUCCCAGUAUGUCUUGAUGCCACCUGGCACAUCACAUCCUCAUGUAUCCCAUCCCAGUAUGUCCCAGUAUGUCCCAGUAUGUCCCAGUAUGUCCCAGUAUGUCCCAGUAUGUCCCAGUAUGUCAUGAUGCCACCUGGCACAUCACAUCCUCAUGUAUUCCAUCCCAGUAUGUCCCAGUAUGUCUUGAUGCAGCCUGGUACAUCAUGUCCUCGUGUGUCCCAUCCCAUCCCAGUACCUCCCAGUACCUCCCAGUUUGUCCCAGUAUGUCUUGAUGCAGCCUGGUACAUCACAUCCUCAUGUAUCCCAUCCCAGUAUGUCCCAGUAUGUCUUGAUGCAGCCUGGCACAUCACAUCUUCAUGUGUCCCAGUGUGUCCCAUCCCAUCCCAGUAUGUCCCAGUAUGUCUUGAUGCCACCUGGCACAUCAUGUCCUUGUGUGCGUCCCAUCCCAGUAUGUCCCAGUAUAUCCCAGUACCUGUGUCCUACUGCCCCCUGGCCCUCUCCCCCCUCCCACACUGAGUGACACCAGGACAGGGGACACCCCCGUCCCCAGCAGGGUGACACGUGCCUCAGUUUCCCCACUGUCCCCAUUCCUAAAUGGGGACAGAAUGGGGACGGGACGUGGCACGGGGACACCGGCAUGGAGUGUGACACGGGGAUGGAGGUGACAAAGGGAUGUGACAACGGGGAUGGAGGUGACACAAGGGGACACAGCUGCGGGGACGUGGCACGCCAGGAUGUGACACCGGCACACAGCUGUGUGCCACGGGGAUGUGACACAACGUGGGGACGUGGCACGGGGACACACGGAGAUGUGACAUUGGCACUGUGGCACGGGGACACCGAGGGGCGGCGGUGACACCAAGACGUGGGGACAC